AUGUCAGCGCCCGCCCGCCCGCCUGUCCUGCCUGCUUCUCCUCCCAGCCGCCCGGGGAGCGAGGUCCUGACGUCUGUUCCCGAGCAUGGACUUCUGUGCAAAGAGAAAACACCCCAGCUUUGGCCGCUGGGCAGGUGGGGUGGAGGGGUCGCCCCUUCAGUUCAGCCUUAUGUUUUCCUGUUUGACCAAAGAUCGCCCAAGCCUGGGAUUUCUCCCUUGCGGGAGUUGGGGGUUGUUGGUGGGCAGAAGGACCAUCUUCGUUCGUGGUCUCCAGAAUGGUCUUCUCCCCUUUCCCUCCCAUCCCUCCAAGCUGUCUUGUCGGAUGAGACUUGGGUUUGGGAACUUUUCAGAAACGGGUAUAGGAGAGGUCUGUGGGGCUGCCUCUGA
Messenger RNA from Rangifer tarandus platyrhynchus (Svalbard reindeer), 387 nucleotides. The record is from the annotation of a GenBank genome assembly. Lineage: Eukaryota; Metazoa; Chordata; Mammalia; Artiodactyla; Cervidae.